This is a messenger RNA of Dothidotthia symphoricarpi CBS 119687, 1717 nucleotides long. RefSeq names its product oryzin precursor. The record is from RefSeq and is a predicted model, not a curated record. The transcript is spliced from 7 exons. Gene Ontology annotation, biological process: proteolysis. Lineage: Eukaryota; Fungi; Ascomycota; Dothideomycetes; Pleosporales; Dothidotthiaceae. Gene Ontology annotation, molecular function: serine-type endopeptidase activity. The coding region runs from base 328 to 1512 and encodes 394 amino acids.
CGGACAGUGUCGUACCACCUCCCAAUCUGGGUAUCGAAGCAACACAACUACCAUGUUGCCAAGUUGAGCCGCUCACGGCUGUCUGUACCGGGCAUAGAUUCAGCGACUACAGGCGAUAGCGUACUGUCUUUCCCAACUACUCUCAAUUUGAAAGUAGACCACUGCCUUCCAUCUUGACUCUAUCUGGCUUCGCAUCAGAUCUAUAUAAGGAGUGCGAGACACCCUUCCAAACAGCACCAGGCAACCAUCACUUCGGUCUUCGCUCCAGCAACAUCAGCCUUCCUCGACUUUCGCUCCAACAGCAUCGUUCUUUGACUACCUGCAACCAUGCAGCUCUCACUUCUCCUCGCACUCUUGCCUCUGGCUCUUGCCGCCCCGGCUCCGAUCAUUGUUCCCCGCGCUGGUUCUCCUAUCCCCGGAAAAUACAUUGUGAAGCUCGAGAACAAGAACCUCCAGUCUCUCAUCGAUGCCGCUUUGAAGCACCUCGUGAAGAAGCCCGACCAUGUUUACACCUUUGGCAACUUUGGUGGGUUUGCUGGUGAGAUGGCUGACGACAUCGUCGAGCUGAUCCGCAACCUGCCCGGUGUUGAAUAUGUUGAGCAGGACGCCGUCGUCACUGCCAACCUUGGCGAAUCCAGCACACUCGAGAAGAAGGCCUACGUUACUCAGACCUCCGCUCCUUGGGGUAUUGCCCGUAUCUCCCACGCAACGCGUGGUAGCACAAGCUACGUGUACGACAGCACCGCUGGUGCCGGUACCUGCGCGUACAUCAUCGAUACUGGUAUCCAGGUUUCUCAUCCCGAGUUCGAGGGCCGCGCCACCUUCUUGGCCAACUACGCCGGUGACGGCUCAACCGCUGAUGGCAACGGUCACGGUACUCACGUGGCCGGAACCGUUGGCUCCAGGACUUACGGUGUUGCUAAGAAGACCUCGCUUUACGCUGUCAAGGUUCUCAACGCCGCUGGUUCGGGCACCAACUCCGGCGUCAUUGCUGGCAUCAACUUCGCAGCCACCGACUCUAGGACCCGCUCCUGCCCUAAUGGAAUUACCGCCAACAUGUCACUGGGAGGAUCGCGUUCCACUGCCGUCAACUCUGCUGCUGCCAACCUCGUCGCCGCUGGCGUUUUCCUCGCUGUGGCGGCCGGCAAUGAGGCGCAGGAUGCUUCCAACAGCUCGCCCGCGUCUGAGCCCACUGCUUAUACCGUUGGUGCUACUGACAGCUCCGAUCGCCUGGCUUCUUUCUCCAACUUUGGGCCUGUCGUAGAUAUAUUGGCACCUGGAGUGUCCAUCCUGUCCACAUGGAUCGGAAGCUCUACUAACACCAUCAGCGGCACGUCGAUGGCUAGCCCCCAUAUAGCCGGCCUCGGCGCCUACAUCUUGGGUCUUGAGGGUAAGAAGACACCCGCCGCCCUCUCCGCCCGCCUCACCGCCCUCUCCCAGAAGAACAAGAUCACUGGCCUGCCCAGCGGCACCAAGAACUACCUUGCCUUCAACGGCAACCCCAGCGGUUAAGCGGACAAAGUCCCAGUCUCGACACGACAAUCGCCGUCAUUGUGGACGCACGGUGGCGGAUAAGGAGUCGCAGAUGCAGAAGACGGUAUAGAGUUGGAGGAUUUCCUAUGUACCGUCCUUCUUUACGAAGUGAUGAUGUUGUUGCAUCCAUGUUGAAGAUGCCUUGUUCUUUCAUUCUUAGGUAGCACUUACUCGCAAUGCCAUU